Molecule: messenger RNA, 1698 nt
Organism: Caenorhabditis remanei
Lineage: Eukaryota; Metazoa; Nematoda; Chromadorea; Rhabditida; Rhabditidae
Exons: 14
Coding region: 1-1698 (565 amino acids)
Source: RefSeq, a predicted model, not a curated record
AUGAAACUGACUGUAACGCCAAUUCUUCCGAUAACACGUCGCAAUUGUGGGAGCAGACAACCUGAGCCAUACGAAAUCAUUGAAGACCACCAAAAUCUCUUUGUGAAAGCCAUGACCCAAGUCCCGUCUCUCCAGAAUACCGUCAGACAUCUGGAAGGAGCCAAUACAAUUAUGGCGUUGGCCUUCACAAAACCUUGGGCGAGUGAAGUUUUGUACUGGGUACCAAGAGACAAAUAUUAUGUGAGAAUCACUGGAUCAAUUUCUGACCGUCCUUAUCUGGCUUACGGCAGACACACCAGACUCCAUAUGAACGACGGUGUCAAGAUAUAUUGUGAUUCUGUGCCAGAAGUUGUUCUGAACUACGCUCGGAAUGUUAUCGUUGACUCGCAUCGCUUCAAAAAUGUAAAAGACAAUUGUACAAGCUUCUAUUUACCGAACAUGGAACUCUUGGAGGAGGAACUGAGAAGAAUCAAACUUUGUGUGAAAGCAGAGAGCAUCCAAUUGCUAUCAGUUGCCAUUGAUCCAGUAUUGUGGGACGCCAUUCUUUCUGAAACAAAUUUCAAAGACUUGGCCGUGUUGAAAAUCGAAAAUGUUCAUGAACCAAUUCCAACUAAUAUUGGCGGAGAUCUCGAAGAACCAUUCAUACUUGACAACAUUAUAAAUCAAUACAUUGUUCCACCAGUUCUGCUGAAAACUUUGUUAAGCAACAACGCACAUUCAAUCGAGCUCGUUUCUUUACAUUUGACGGAAACUAAUAUACAAGAAAUGGAAACGGUGGUGGCCGAACAAACUUCAAAAAAUGUGUCGAAAUUGAAAAUGGAAGACUUGAUGCUGCCUCCAGGAUUGAAUCAAAGAAUGGACGAAGUUGUUUUCGGCAUGAUCGAAACUGGUGGGCAAAGUGACAUUUGUUUGUCCAUACAGCUUCGGACCUAUGGCCACAGUCUAUUGCGAAGAAUUCUGACAACACAAACUCGUUUCAAUCACAUUCAUCUUGAAAUCAACGUCCAACAAGCCAAUCUGAGUCUAUUCGAAGAAAUCACACAACUACACCCUCUAUGUAACAAAAUCAAAAUUACUUUUCACGGUCAUUUUGUGAGAUUGGGGAACCAGUACCAAUUCACGGAGGAAAUGACAAUCGAAAUGAGGAAAUGGGAGAAAGUAACCCAUGUUAUUUUGGGAAAAUCAGUUUAUCCCCAUUUCAACACGGAAGCACCGGAAAACACCUGGGCAUACGUAAACUUAAUUCGCUGCCUCAAUCAUCUUCCAAAUCUGCGAAGCUUUGGGAUGAAAGAUAUAGUAGAAGAAUCGUGUCUAUGGGCAGUUGGUCAAUUCAUUUCCAAUUCAAACUUUGAAGAAAUCAUAUUUGGUAUUACUUACAUCGGAGCAAAUGCCAUGAAUGUUCUCAACAAUCUACUUUCUUCCGUUCCAAUCACAAUAAGAUCCCUUUCUUUGCUCUAUUUCCCACUCAAUGAUCAAAGCCUGGAAAUCCUUGCGCCCCAUCACUUAACCCUUGUCGAAUUGCAAUACUUUUCACUACAAACAGAACAGAAAACAAGAAGAGAGAUAGAAGCAGUCCUCCCAAACACCGAGAUCGACACAACAAAGUGGUUGAGCACCUACAAUGGUCUUGUUCGCCAAAAGGUGGUGAGCGAGUACUUGGUCCGACUGAUCGCACCUCGUGAAAAUUUUUGGGAUUAA